Tachysurus fulvidraco (yellow catfish) is the source of this 4370-nucleotide messenger RNA. RefSeq names its product calcium channel, voltage-dependent, beta 2b (gene cacnb2b). The transcript is spliced from 16 exons. Gene Ontology annotation, molecular function: protein binding; high voltage-gated calcium channel activity. NCBI's taxonomy places the organism in Eukaryota, Metazoa, Chordata, Actinopteri, Siluriformes, Bagridae. Gene Ontology annotation, cellular component: voltage-gated calcium channel complex. Gene Ontology annotation, biological process: regulation of voltage-gated calcium channel activity; chemical synaptic transmission; neuromuscular junction development. The record is from RefSeq and is a predicted model, not a curated record. The coding region runs from base 516 to 2456 and encodes 646 amino acids.
GCACUCCUCUCUGCUCUCAUUGGCUAGAGUGGGAGGGAGAGACUGACGCAGGGAAAGUCAGAUGGGAAAAUGACAUUUACGCUGCCGUGAAUCAAUCCUUAAACCCUGAGCUGGUGUGUGUGUGUGUGUGUGUGUGUGUGUGUGUGUGUGUGUGUGUGUGUGUGUGUGUGUGUGUGUGUGUGUGUGUGUGUGUGUGUGUGUGUGUGUGUGUGCGUGUGUGUGUGUGUGUGUGUGUGUGUGUGUGUGUGUGUGUGUGUGUGUGUGUGUGUGUGUGUGUAAAUAAAUAAAGCUGGCUCACAUCAGAGGUAUUAUAGGGAUGAUCACAAGGACGAGACACACACCUGAAGCCAGCUAAGUGUGUGCCUGUGGAAUCCCAAGAAGAUUUGAAUUUUUGUUUUUGAACAUAACACCCAAUCUGUUGGUUCGACUCAACCACCAGAGCUCAAUGGGAGCUGUGAAGUGACCAGUGCCUCGCUUUGGAUGUUGCCUCAUCUUGACCUCUGGAUGUGCUCUUGAUGCUUUGCUGUAGUCUGGGACACUGGCGUAGAGAACUGUCCACCUAUGGUUCGGCGGACCGUCAGGACUCAGGGGCUACUGAGGAGAAGGAAAAAAAUGCUCAGGUCCAGCUGGAUAAGGCCAAGUCUAAACCUGUUGCAUUUGCUGUACGCACAAACUACACCUACACCCCUGCCGACGAUGACAAUGUUCCUAUCCCAGGACAUGGAGUUGCUUUUGAGGCUAAAGACUUCCUUCAUGUCAAAGAGAAAUUCAACAACGACUGGUGGAUCGGGCGGCUGGUGAAAGAAGGCGGUGAAGUGGGAUUUAUCCCAAGCCCAGUAAAUCUGGAGACCAUUCUCAUUCGGAGAGAAGUGCAAGCCAGAAAGGCUGCCAAAGCUCUAGCCAACAAAGCAGCAAGCUCUGCCAAAGAUGAUAUGAACUCGAAGAAAGUCACUCCUCCUCCAACAGUUCAGCAAGUGAAGAAGAAAUCAGGGGAACAACUGGCAGCAUAUGACGUCGUGCCUUCCAUGCGUCCCGUCGUGCUGAUGGGGCCUUCACUCAAGGGUUAUGAGGUUACAGACAUGAUGCAGAAGGCCCUCUUUGAUUUUUUAAAACACAGAUUUGAAGGCAGAAUAACCAUAACUCGAGUGAUGGCAGACAUUGCUCUUGCUAAGCGUUCAAUCUUAAACAACCCCAGCAAACAUGCUAUAAUGGAUCGCUCGAACACACGCUCUAGCCUUGAUGCCGCUGCUCAGAUCCAAGGGGAGAUUGAGAGGAUUUUUGAGCUUGCACGUAGCCUGCAACUAGUGGUUCUGGAUGCAGACACUAUAAACCACCCGCUCCAACUCAGCAAGACCUCCCUGGCCCCAAUUCUCGUCUAUGUCAAGAUCUCUUCUCCCAAGGUUCUCAUCAGGUUGGCACCUGUUUUGAAUGACAAGGAUUCGCAGAACAUCCAGUAUUCACAGAAUCACCUAGAUAAUGUUCUCACCAGGUUGAUAAAGACCAGAGGGAAAUCCCAGACCAAACAUCUCAAUGUUCAGAUGGUUGCUGCAGAUAAACUUGCACAGUGUCCCAAUGAGAUCUUUGAUGUUAUCUUAGACGAGAACCAACUGUCAGAUGCUUGUGAGCACAUAGCUGAGUACUUGGAGACUUACUGGAGAGCCACUCAUCCCCCAGAGGUGGAGACAGCCAAGCCUUCACAGGAGCCUAUAGAGAGCACGGUACCCAGCAGCCCCACGCCUGCUAAGGAUGAAUCCAAAAGCAAGCGGACGAUGGCUACUAAGAGGAAAGGAUCUCUGGAGAACCAACUAGAACAUCCACAGAAUGAGGAGCAGAAAGAGAAUGAAAAAGAAGUAGUGAGGGAAGAGGCGGCUGAUGAGGAGCGGCUACUGAAGAGUGAGCCGAAGAGAUCCCAACUUAUCCACCAUCACCAUCGUCACCACCACCAUCACCAUCACCGCCGCACCAGUACAGAACACACCGAACAGCACAAUCACCACCCUGCCCACUUACAAAGCAUGGACAUCGAUAACAUAGCCAGUAAAAACUCAGAUCCUCAGAGCCAUCGUGCACUACUAGACAAAGAAGAAUUGGACCAAACUGAGGCAACACAGAUUACAACCCAUAAAGACCAAAACCACCAACACCACCAACACCACCAUCACCAUCGCAAGAGCACGGACAUUCAAAAUGACUAUAGACAAGACUAUAAGCUGAAGCACAAUCAGCGCAACAGGCAGCAUAGUCAUCAGAGACAGCUACGCUCUCCUAAUGAACAGAUGCUGCGCUCCGUUCAUGAACAGACACUGCCUUUACACCACUACGAGUCAUCUAAACAUUACUACAGCCUUGAUCACUACCAGGGCCAAGAGCGAAACAGGGACAGGAACAAGGAGAGGGACAACGACAGACAUGAUGAGGCUGGAAAGAGGAGGAGAGAUGUAUACAUUCAUCACUGACUGAUGCAGUGGAAAUGCAGUGUGCUGAUGCUGCUAUGUGAAACACACAGUUAAUUCCAAUACUUGUACUGUACAAAGGUCUCAUCGAGAGCAUGCACAAUGUAAAAAUAUUUUACAUGACAUCUAUUUACUUUCACUGGUAGGCUAAAUCUUACCAGAAUGAUUUAAUGCUAAAUAACGCUAAAGACAGUGCUUUGCAAGAAAAACCAAUCAGUAACAAAGCGUCUAAAAGGCUUUUACACCGUAGCCAAUUUACAGACGUACAAGGUUUCAACAACCGUGAAAUUUAAAUAUUAGACAACCUUUUGCUUCCACACUCUGCUUUAAGAAACUACAGAAACCAUUUUUUCUACCUAUAUUAUAUAUUAUAUAUAUUUUGACAAAACUUCUUUUACUGGAUUUUUAUUUAUUGUCCACAAUCUGGCAUCUCAGUGAUCUAAUCAUCAAAUGCUGUAAAUGUUGUUGGUGUAGUUUUGGAUUUUAUAAGAACCCAAUACAUGUAAAAUCCUGACAUGCUAACCAACACUUUUUCAUGGUAGCUUGCAAGCCUGAAUCUAAAAUUGAGAAACAUUUGCACAUUAAAAAUGCCUCAGAGGAUAUCGACGGGACCGCCGAUCGAUUGGCACAGUACAUCUAUUGGCAUUUACAGUAUGCACUUUGUUUGCUUUCUCACUUCCAUUUUUUACAUUUUCAUUCUUUCAGCUAUAUUCUUUCAGUCAUUCGCAACCUCUCCGGCUUUCUGAGAAAGAUCAUAUAGCAGCUGGUGAUUCUGAAAGUACAUUUUCCUGAUCAGAUCUAUAAAUAUGGUGCCAUUGCAUACUUCUUAAAUUCUGUAUGACUGCAUCAUAAUAUUGCACUUUUUUUUUAAGCUAAACUGUCUGUGAUACUAUUGUAAAUGUUUUAACCAUUACUGUAUUUAUUUAUUUAUUUUUGAAUAAUUAUUUAACGGUAUCAGAAAAAAUCAUAAGGACUGGAUUUUCCCCUUGAAUUCCUCUUACUGUAUUUGAAGAUUUUGCACUAAUCUUGACUUCUAAUAAAGAUUGAAGUAUUUGCACACAUUCAGUAUUGUCCCAGGGCAUAUUCCUUUACUUCCCUGACACAGAUAACAACAGCUAUCUAUCUAUCUAUCUAUCUAUCUAUCUAUCUAUCUAUCUAUCUAUCUAUCUAUCUAUCUAUCUGUCUAUCUGUCUAUCUAUCUAUCUAUCUAUCUAUCUAUCUAUCUAUCUAUCUAUCUAUCUAUCUAUCUAUCUAUCUAUUCGUUCAUUGCCUUAAUAUGGUAGUAUUUUUAUAUUCUCUAACCAUUCUCAAGAUCUAAUAAAGAUGAUCUUAACACAUACCGAGCAUGAUCAUUAGUUUCUGACAGGAUUUUAGCAAACAGCUUGGUUUGUUUACACCUAUUGGCAAUUCAAUGUUUUCACACUUCAGUAUGUGCCCCUUUUAACUAGUGAUGUAGUAACAUAAACUCCCAUGGAGCACUCUGGUAUAUUUCGUUGUCUUUACAGUCAUCCCGGUUUUAUAAUUCAUCUCAAAUUGUACACCAUUUGAACAUUUGACACAACUUGAACUUGAGCACUGUUCUUGUUUUCAGGCCUAGAGAAUAUUAUUACUCUAUGCAUAAAUUUGUAAUAAUUUCUAUGCAUUUGUGUGUACCUCAUUAAUGCCUUGGUAGAUUUGGAUUGAUAGUGAAUAGAAGAUUGUGUGUGCUGUAACAUCCUAUUUAUCAGAAUAAAACGUGCUAGAAUGGAUUGCUUAUUUAUACUUUUCUUUAUUUUACAUUGCCACUUGGUGGCACACGUCAUUAUCCAGAGGGACUUAGAGACUUUUGAGGUCUCUGUCAGUAAACACAUCAAUACUAGUUCACUAGGUCAUGGAUUAAUAAUACCAUUAUUUUAACAUUCUAUAAUUCAUUGUCAU